Messenger RNA from Caenorhabditis angaria, 1161 nucleotides. The record is from the annotation of a GenBank genome assembly. Lineage: Eukaryota; Metazoa; Nematoda; Chromadorea; Rhabditida; Rhabditidae.
AUGUCGAUUUUAGCUGAGCCGAGAAGAAAACAAAGAAUCAGUAUCGAUCCACAAAAUUUGACAUGGAAAAAUGAUGAUCAAAAGUAUGUUAAGUAGCUGAAAAUUAAAAAGAAUUGAAUGUUUUUAGAUUCUCAAAAAAAUUAAUGGAAAAAAUGGGUUGGAGCGAGGGAGAUGGUUUAGGAAGAAAUCGACAAGGAAAUCAAGAUGCAAUCAAAUUGAAAGCAAAUACAUCUGGAAGAGGUUUAGGAGCUGAUAAAAUGAAUGAUUAUGAUUCGACAUGGAUUUCACAUCAUGAUGAUUUUGCUGAUCUUUUGGCUGCUUUGAAUAAAAAUAAAGAGGCAGAACCGGAACAAACUGAAGAAGAGAAAAAUGCGGCAGCUGAAAAAAUAUCGAUUGAAUUGAAAAGUAAAUCAGUUAAACGGAGAAUUCAGUAAGUUUCAGAUAAUAUUUUUGAAAGAAAACAAAUUAGUUUUUUUCAGCUAUCAGAAGUUUACACGUGCGAAAGAUACAAGCAAUUAUAGUGAAAAUGAUAAAACUGCAAUUCUUGGAUUCGGAAAAUUGAAAAAGGAUAAAAAUGUAGUAGCUGAAGAAGAAAAAGAAAUAAAAAAAGAAGAUGAAGAUGAGGUUUGUUAUUUUCAGAAGUUAUUAUUCUCAUUUCAUUUUUAAUUUUUCUCAGAAAUCAGACGAUAAAAAAGAGGGAAUUCACACAGUCAGCACUAUGUCAGUUGGCGAUUAUUUUGCUGCUAAAAUGGCUGCACUGAAAGCUAAACGAGAAUCUACGGUUGCAGUGAAAACUGAGAUCAAAGAAGAGAUUGUAGAAGGAGAAGAAGAGACUGAUGAGGCAAGAGAAGCGAGAAAGGCAGAGAAACGAGAGAGAAAGAGAUUGAGAAGAGAGCAAAGAGCUAGAGAACAAGAGGAAACGAUUGAAAUUAAAACUGAAAUUAAAGAAGAAGUUAUUGAUGAGGAAAUUGAUGAAGCAGAAAGAAAACGAUUGAAAAAGGUUAAAAAAAUUUUAGAUAAAAACUCAAUCGAAAGUUGUACUUUCAGGAAAAGAAACGGUUGAAACGUCUUCAUGAAGAACAACAACAAAAUGAAGAAAAUGUCGAAGAAGAAGAAGAUGUUCCAAAGAAAAGAAAGAAGUAUACCGAAGCAGAUGAGUAA